Messenger RNA from Musca domestica (house fly), 664 nucleotides. RefSeq lists its product as uncharacterized. The transcript is spliced from 3 exons. The record is from RefSeq and is a predicted model, not a curated record. Bases 110 to 406 code for a protein of 98 amino acids. Lineage: Eukaryota; Metazoa; Arthropoda; Insecta; Diptera; Muscidae.
CGGAACUCUGUCACGAAAGGUUGUGUCUGCCACGGCCACGGUCGCGAUAUCUCACAAAACAGAAGUUGUUGUGCUUUCACCGCCCGAUUGUUUGGACUACAGACAAAUCAUGCAUUUCUGCAAAAGUAUUGCUUCACUAUACGUGCUUUUAGUGCUGCUUGUCCUUGCGGCUGCGUAUCCUUCGAAAGAGAAGCUCAAGAUUCGAAUUCAUGUUCCAGUGAAACACCAUACGCAUGUCCACACAAAAACCGUGGUUAAAAAGGUGCCACUGCCCAUACCGGUACCCGUCAAGGAACACAAAGAACCAAAGGAACACAAGAAACAUCACUACGAAGAAGCUGAGGACGACUUCGAAGGCUACGAUUAUCCCAAGAAGAAGAGAAGAACAAGACAUCCGUUUGUAUAGGGACUGGUUGAGGAGACACCGAAGCAAAGCGAAGGAUCGUACUAGAAUGUAAAGUGCAAUAAACCCCCCCCCCCACACACACACACACAAACUCACAAAUCAAAGAAAACCAAUACAAACGUAUCUGUAUUUUUUAUGUAUCUGAAGAUAUAGGCUAAGGACUCGCAUUUAAGAUAACAACAAAAUAAAGAAAUGAAAGGACACUGAUGCGCCGCAUGCACGUGUGUGUGUGUGUGCAAUCAGCCAAUUCACGAAUAG